CCACUCCCAACAUCCCAAAAAGUCAACCAACUCAAGGAGUGCAAUUAGCAGAAAUCGGAGUUCCCCAUUCCCAAUAUCACUCCGCAGUCGUCCAUUUCCCUCCCAAAUCAACGCCUCAGAUUCACCCAAAAUCAAAUUCUAAAUAACACACUCUCACACUACUCAACACUGUUCCUUCUUCUUCUUCGUCUUCUUCUUCUUCUUCUUCUUCCAGCUUCCACUCCACCUCGUAAAGUUUUUUUUUUCCUUUCACUUCGUGAAUCCGAAACAUUCUGAGCACGCAUGUGUAACUAGCAACAACAAAAAAAAAUAAAAUCCGAGAAUGCCGGUUUCAACGCGGUCUCAGAUCAGCGUCAGCAACAACAACGGCGAAAGCGAACCGAAUCCAUCAUCGGCAGCGACAAGGCUGAGAAACCCACACCAUGGGCUGAAGGAGAAGCUGAAGACACUCACUCUCUUAUACGAGCAGCAGAAGCAAGCCUCUGCAUCUCUCAGAAAUGCGUCUUUCACUUUCAGGCCUCCUCCUCCAGAGAAGGCCGUGAUGCGAGAGAACACAAUGCCUAACACCACAAUAACCAGAACCUUCGUCUUACCCCAGCCCCCCUCAAACGACAAUGACGAUGCAAAGGAAAACGUAAUCAUGGGAGCAGAUCGAAUUGUGGCGUUCUCGUGUCCGAGAAAGACAAUGAAAGCAAAUAAUAAUGUUUUGGCUUCGCAGUCUGCCAGCGUGGCACGGAAACUGUCGAUGGGGCCGGUGAGAGUGGAGGCGGUUUCGGAGAAGCAUGGGAAAUUAGGGAGCAGGAUUCUGGUGUUUGUGAGGGUGAGACCUAUGAAUAAGAAGGAAAAGGAAGCGGCUUCACGGUGCUGCGUCAGAGUCGUUAAUCGCCGUGACGUUUAUCUAACGGAGUUUGCUAUUGAAAAUGAUUACCUCAGACUCAAUAGGCUCCGCGGACGCCACUUUACCUUCGACGCUGCAUUUCCAGACUCCGCUUCUCAGCAGGAAGUUUAUUCCACCUCGACUUCAGAGCUUGUGGAAGCGGUUUUGCAAGGGAGGAAUGGUUCAGUUUUCUGUUAUGGUGCAACAGGAGCUGGGAAGACUUACACAAUGCUUGGGACGGUGGAGAAUCCUGGGGUUAUGGUUUUGGCGAUUAAGGAUCUUUUCAGUAAAAUUAAGCAGAGGAGUUGUGAUGGAAACCAUGUGGUUCAUUUGUCCUAUCUUGAGGUUUAUAAUGAAACUGUUAGGGAUUUGCUUUCACCUGGAAGGCCUCUCGUUCUUAGAGAAGAUAAACAGGGGAUUGUGGCUGCAGGACUUACACAAUAUAGAGCUUAUUCAACGGAUGAAGUGAUGGCAUUGCUUCAACAAGGAAAUCAGAACCGAACUACAGAACCAACCCGUGCAAAUGAAACAUCUUCGCGUUCCCAUGCAAUUUUGCAGGUUGUGGUAGAAUACCGAGUUAGAGAUGCUGCAAUGAAUAUUAUUAACCGAGUGGGUAAGCUCUCAUUAAUUGAUCUUGCAGGGUCAGAGAGAGCUCUUGCUACGGAUCAAAGAACACUUAGAUCUCUUGAGGGGGCCAAUAUAAACCGAUCUCUUCUUGCACUAAGCAGCUGUAUUAAUGCUCUGGUAGAAGGCAAGAAACACAUACCAUACCGAAACUCAAAACUCACUCAACUUCUCAAGGAUUCACUAGGAGGAACUUGUAACACUGUUAUGAUUGCAAACAUAAGCCCAAGUAACCUCUCAUUUGGUGAAACUCAGAACACAGUUCAUUGGGCUGAUAGAGCCAAGGAGAUUCGGGCAAAGGUAAGCGAUGCAAAUGAGGAUCAAUUGCCAGUACCUGAGAUAGAAACUGACCAGGCAAAGCUUGUACUUGAGCUGCAAAAAGAGAAUCGUGAAUUAAGAAUACAACUAGCACAACAUCAACAGAAGUUGUUGACUCUCCAAGCACAAUCCUUAGCUUCCCAAUCCUCCCCAACACCACCACCUUCAGCUGGACCUCUUUCCACUCCUCCAACGUCUGCCCAACCAAUUGAAAAACGAAGGACUAGAUCCUCUUUCUUGGCUGGAACUUGUUUCACUCCAGAAGCCAAGAAAAAGGGAGCUGAACUAGCCAUCAAGACACUUCAACAGACGGUGAAAACACUAGAGGCAGAGAUAGAGAAAAUGAAGAAGAAUCAUAGCUUGCAGCUAAAGCAAAAAGAUGAUCUUAUUCACGAGCUUUCGCAAAAGGGUGGAAAACAGGCAUUAACAACUGGAGAACUGGGGAAGGGAGUGGUGACCAGGUCUAGCCUACGGCCAAAGGAACCAAACAAUAGUGAGAUGAAGAGUCCAAGCCAACGUUUUAGAUCACCAGCCCCAACUGCCAAGAAACGAAGCUUUUGGGACAUAACCACAACUAAUAGUCCAUCAGUUACUACAUUAAAUGGUAGAAAAACUAGAAGUCAUGUUCUUGCUGAACCUGCUGCACCUCCUCCAUCGAUGCUUCUUCAGCCUGGUUUUGCUCGUCAAAAACCCAAUAUUUAAGUGAUUUUUAUGAAGCAGUGAAAAGGAAGUUGCCAGAGCACAGUGAAGUACAGUAUUAUAUAGAGAAACCUCCUUUGUGGCCAUCUUUUUAUUUAUUCGAAGGAUGAUUGUGUGUAGUCAGCUGCAGACUCGAGUAUCUUUUACAUGCUUUUUCAUUCUCUACCUUACUCCCCCACACCAUAUUCAUCAUUGCAGGCUAUUAAAGCUUAUGGAGAAAACUCCAAAAUCUUUUAUCAUGUUUGUACAUUCAUUGUUUUUUCAACCUAGAUACACCUAUAUUCUUGUACGAAUUUGUCUAUGGGCUGGUGAUGCUUCUUAAAUUAAUUUCCUGUUAGGCUUGAUGUUUCCAAGUUCUUCUGUCUUGGAUUUUUUGGCCGACUCUUGUGAAGGCAUAUUGACAUCUCACAUCGGUAGGGUGUAUGUUUAAAGUAUCCUUGUAAUGAUUUGGGCAAUCAUAUCCUCUUCAACUAGUUUUUUAA
Messenger RNA from Glycine soja, 3000 nucleotides. Its product is annotated as kinesin-like protein KIN-8A. Gene Ontology annotation, molecular function: microtubule motor activity; microtubule binding; ATP binding. NCBI's taxonomy places the organism in Eukaryota, Viridiplantae, Streptophyta, Magnoliopsida, Fabales, Fabaceae. Gene Ontology annotation, biological process: microtubule-based movement. The transcript is spliced from 7 exons. The coding region runs from base 323 to 2521 and encodes 732 amino acids. The record is from RefSeq and is a predicted model, not a curated record.